Molecule: messenger RNA, 671 nt
Organism: Hermetia illucens (black soldier fly)
Lineage: Eukaryota; Metazoa; Arthropoda; Insecta; Diptera; Stratiomyidae
Product: chymotrypsin-C-like
Exons: 5
Coding region: 96-671 (191 amino acids)
Biological process (GO): proteolysis
Molecular function (GO): serine-type endopeptidase activity
Source: RefSeq, a predicted model, not a curated record
AAAUAGCAAGCUCUAUAGCCGAUGACGUUGCUUUAAUUUUGACAGAAUAUUCUUUAUUUCGAUGCAAUAGAUUUGAUCAAAAUUAUGUGAAUGAAAUGUUAUUGUUUAAAUUCUUGAUCGUGUUAAUUGCAUUCAAAAAUAUAUUAGCGGGAUCAAAUCGUACAGGAGGUAACACUGUAGCACCAAAAGUGCACACUGCCAAAUUUGCUGCUGGGAUUCAGCUUCUCUAUCCUAAGGAUGAGCACCUUUGCGGCGGUGUUAUGAUAAACUUGAUGCAUGUUCUUACAGCUGCAACCUGUGUUCAAGGAUUCGAGGAGGGAUGGAACUUGGCACAGCUGAAGCUGAAGACAAGUGAUCAAUCACAAGAAAACCGUGCAUCAACGUUUUUCAUUCACGAUUCCUUUAACCGUGAAACAGGAGAAAAUAACCUCGCAGUUAUCAAGGUGGAUCAUCCAUUUACUGAUGAUGAUGGAGCUGGCCCAGUUGAGUUGGCUGCAGAAAACAACACUGAAGAGUGUUUUGUUGCUUCUUGGAGCAGAAAAGGAGAGCUGUCAGUGGGUAAACAAACUCCAAAAAUGGUUCGACCUUCUGCUGAAUGCACUGUAAAUGUAUCAAAAACAAUAUGUUUCGGAAACAAUAAAACAGUGACAGUCUGCGACGUAAGUAAAUAA